This is a messenger RNA of Arabidopsis lyrata subsp. lyrata, 1174 nucleotides long. RefSeq lists its product as uncharacterized. The transcript is spliced from 4 exons. Lineage: Eukaryota; Viridiplantae; Streptophyta; Magnoliopsida; Brassicales; Brassicaceae. Bases 221 to 862 code for a protein of 213 amino acids. The record is from RefSeq and is a predicted model, not a curated record.
UCUCUCUCAGCUUCGGAGUCUAGGUUCGGGUUUAGGUUCGGAGUAGUCGACUUUUGUGCGGAUAAGAACGACUCUUCGCUCUUGAUUUUUACACGAACACUUCUCUCUCUCUCUCCUCACUCUCUUUCCUCUUUCUCUCACUAAAAAAAACUAGCGAUCGAAGAGAAUCAUCAAGAAGCUACUGUCAGAGAAAUCAAAACCCAAGAACACAAGAUUCAUCAUGGGAGCUGAAGAAGAAAACAAUAAGACAUGGCCUCCAUGGCUAAAACCUCUACUUAGAGAAAAAUUCUUCGUACAAUGCAAAUUACACGCAGAUUCACACAAGAGUGAGUGUAACAUGUACUGUUUAGACUGUACCAAUGGUCCUCUCUGUUCUCUCUGUCUCUCUUUCCACAAAGAUCAUCACGCUAUUCAGAUAAGGAGAUCAUCGUAUCAUGAUGUUAUAAGAGUGUCGGAGAUUCAGAAGUUUCUGGACAUAACUGGAGUUCAGACAUAUGUGAUCAACAGUGCUAAGGUUGUGUUCUUGAACGAGAGACCUCAGCCUCGACCAGGCAAAGGUGUGAUCAAUACUUGCGAAGUCUGUUAUCGAAGCCUCGUUGAUUCCUUCAGAUUCUGCUCUCUUGGUUGCAAGAUCUCUGGAAUAUCGAAGAAGAAAAGAAAGGAAUGGACGAAUAAUCUUUCGGAUUCUGAUGAUUCGUAUAGCAGUACGAGUAUCGGAAGGCUCAAGAAGAAUGAUGACAUUAUGAAUAAUGGUUUCAUGCCAUCAACACCGCCUCUAUCAGCCGUGAAUCGCCGAAUUGCAAAACGAAGGAAGGGAAUCCCGCACCGUGCUCCUUUUGGAGGACUAAUCAUAGAAUACUAAGAAAAUGGUAAUGUAUAGUCUUAUGCUAAUAACCAUCACUAGUAGUUUCGGGGUAUAUAUAUGUAUAUAUAUCUAUAAUGGUAUAUAAAACAAUGUAAAAUAAAAGCUUAACAUCAUAGUAUUGUGUAGAUAUUAAAAGGGUAAAAAAAAGUGGGAAAGAUGAUAGAAUGAGGCAUGAAAUGAAUACUUGUGCCUGUAUAUUUUGGGCUCAAUGGGCAAAUAUGUUAAUGUAGAAUAGUGUUGUGGAAAAGACAAUAGUAAUAAGUAUGUGAUAAAUGUGAAUGGAAUAAAGGGCAUUUUACUUUCGAUGUA